Molecule: messenger RNA, 690 nt
Organism: Penicillium nucicola
Lineage: Eukaryota; Fungi; Ascomycota; Eurotiomycetes; Eurotiales; Aspergillaceae
Product: DUF218 domain protein
Exons: 4
Coding region: 1-690 (229 amino acids)
Cellular component (GO): cytoplasm
Source: RefSeq, a predicted model, not a curated record
AUGAUCGAAUCUUUCCAAAAAGGAGAAACGCCCACGUAUAUCAAUCAUAUCAGAGCCGGAGUGAAACUCCUUGCAGAUGACCCCAAGGGCAUUCUUGUACUUUCUGGAGGACCUACCAAGAAGCCAAGAACGGAGCUCACUGAAGGCGAAUCCUACCUUAAUCUAGCCCAAGACAACAACUAUUUCCAAGAUAGCUCUGAAAGUCACAAAAUUAAUCCAUCAAGAGUCAUUACAGAGAGGUCCGCCACUGACUCAUAUCAAAAUGUUCUCUUCUCUUUGAUACGCUUUCGGCAAUAUACAGGUGUCUAUCCACAACGAAUCACUGUCGUGACACACGAGUUUAAGCGUGCAAGAUUUAUGCAGUGUCACUUCCUAGCCUUGGGGCUUGUGCCUGUCGCCUUGGGACCAGAAGGAGUUGAUAUACAGAAAGUUGCAGUGGUUGGAAUCAACCCUCCAGAGGAAGUGACUCCUUCCGAAACACUGAUUCGAGGCGAGGCAGAGAACGGGAUUGGGCUCUGGAAAAACGAUUUGUAUGGCGUCAAUACUGAUCUCAUGAAAAAACGAGUGAGGCGCGGUUGGUCUCCUGGUAUUGACACGGAAAUGUUCUCCAGUUUGGGCUUGGAAGAUGUGGUUUUGGACUUGAUUCGUAUCCAGAUACGAACGGAAUACGUUAAGAGCCACAACAACUGA